Molecule: messenger RNA, 2369 nt
Organism: Dromiciops gliroides (monito del monte)
Lineage: Eukaryota; Metazoa; Chordata; Mammalia; Microbiotheria; Microbiotheriidae
Gene: RHOB
Product: ras homolog family member B
Exons: 1
Coding region: 415-1005 (196 amino acids)
Biological process (GO): small GTPase-mediated signal transduction
Molecular function (GO): GTPase activity; GTP binding
Source: RefSeq, a predicted model, not a curated record
GGGCAGAAAGCGAAGGAGCAGGCAGGCGGGUGGCCGGGGGGGGAGGGAGAAGGCGAGACAGAGAGAAAGGGGGAGGUAGGGGCGCCCCAGAGAGUCCCCGCAGCCCGUGAGCCGACCCGGGAGGAGUCCCCCCCCCCCCAAGGCGCGGGGGCGGCCGCGGAGGAGGAGGACAGCAACAGCAACAGCAGCAGCAGCAGCCCAGCCCAGGCAGUCCAGGCAGCGCCGGCCCGGCCCGGCCCAGGCCCCCGGCGGCCGGCCACGGUGCGCUCCCCGAAGGCCGGCCCCGCACAGCCGGCAGCGGCGGCGGCGUCUGCGCCGUCGGGGCCCGGGGGCUCCCCGUCCUCUGCCGCCACCCCGGGCCUCCCCCCGUCCCCCCAGGCGUCCCCGCGGCCGCCGCCCCCGGCCGGCCUGGCCAUGGCGGCCAUCCGCAAGAAGCUGGUGGUGGUGGGCGACGGCGCGUGCGGCAAGACGUGCCUCCUGAUCGUGUUCAGCAAGGACGAGUUCCCUGAGGUGUACGUGCCCACGGUGUUCGAGAACUACGUGGCCGACAUCGAGGUGGACGGCAAGCAGGUGGAGCUGGCGCUCUGGGACACGGCCGGCCAGGAGGACUACGACCGCCUGCGGCCGCUCUCCUACCCGGACACGGACGUGAUCCUCAUGUGCUUCUCGGUGGACAGCCCGGACUCGCUGGAGAACAUCCCCGAGAAGUGGGUGCCCGAGGUGAAGCACUUCUGCCCCAACGUGCCCAUCAUCCUGGUGGCCAACAAGAAGGACCUCCGCAACGACGAGCACGUGCGCAACGAGCUGGCGCGCAUGAAGCAGGAGCCGGUGCGCACCGAGGACGGCCGCGCCAUGGCCGUGCGCAUCCAGGCCUACGACUACCUCGAGUGCUCGGCCAAGACCAAGGAGGGCGUGCGCGAGGUCUUCGAGACGGCCACCCGCGCCGCGCUGCAGAAGCGCUACGGCUCGCAGACGGGCUGCGUCAACUGCUGCAAGGUGCUCUGAGCCGGGAGCCCCGACGGACAGAGGCCGGGAGCUGGCCCCGGGGGCACCGCCGCCGCUGCCGCUGGCGGCCUGGACGGGCUCCUGGAGAGACUGGGGUGGGGGCAGGGGCGCGGUGCGCGCGUGUGCGUGUGUGUGUGUGCUCGCGUGUGCGCACGGGCACCGGCCCCGGUAACGGACGAAGAAGCCCGCUCUCCGUCCCCGCUGCUCUAUUUGCCCGGAGCUCGGGGCGGGAGGGAGUGGGCACCGCCCCCGCCCGGCUGCUGAGCUCGGCAUUCCUCCCUCCUUUCUUCCCAAGCUCCCCGCCCGCCCCCCUCGAUGUUGGGCCUGGCUGUUCUUUGGGGGUGUGUCUGAGAUGCGGGUGGGGGGAUGGGGCGGGGGUGGGCGCUGUUACAUAGUGAUAAAUAUAAUUUUAUUUUUUGGCAGUAGGAUCUGUGAAAGGCCUGCUCUUAUUUAAGGGGGAGGGGAAGGGAGGGGAGGGGGAGCAGCAACGGAGCAGUUUGGGAUCUUCCCUGACCCCGCCACCCUCGCCCUGUGGUGGGAUUGAACUGAUUUACACCCCCGGGAAGAUCGGGAGAGACUGUCGUGCCCCCUGCGUGGCCCGGGGCUCCGGGAGGCCCACUCGGGAGGGGUGGGGUGAAGCUCAGCUUAACCAGGCCAUCCGGGCUGCGGCCGGCCCUUCUUAAGGGUGGUGGGGGGCAGGAAUCUGACCGAAGUGAACUUGGUGCCUGUCUCCCCGACCCGAACCGCCCCCCCCUUCCCCCGGGUGUUCUCUCCGUGGCCUUCGUGUAAAUCGGAGAGAGGGGUCCGGGUUUUAUUUUUUUCCCCCCCAAGAUUCAGCCGAGCCACCCUUGCACAAAGACCUCCUUUCUCCCUACCGGAGCUGGGGCCCGGGCCAUCCUCCGCCCGACCACCCCAGCGUGUUGUCACCUCAUCUACGGGUUUUUAAAAGGAUGCCACUUCUAAAAAUCCAGGAGGAGAAGAAACCACUGUAAUAUUGUUUUUCCUUGAAAAAAAUGCAAGGCAGCACUGAUUUCUAGGGGGUGGGGGGAGGGGUCGCCUUUGUGCCCGCCGGGCACGUUUUGAUAAAGGGCAGUGAAGAGUUUUGGGGUCUAUUUAACGAUUUCAUCCGGCAGUCUGGGAGACUGGACUUUGGGACUGCGCAGUCUCUCUUGUCGUUGUUGCCUCCCUCCCCCCCCCCAGCGGUACUUUAACCAGUGUCUGGGUUUUGGGUUUUAUUUUUAUUUUUUAAAUAAACUGACGGUUGACAAAGUGAUCAUCACUUCCAUAAAGGUGUUUACAUGAUAUGCUCGGAAGCUUGUGCACAAAGGUUUUUUGGUCAAAUAUUAAAAAGAUUUCAGCGAUUU